GAGUGCGUUCUCGCGAGAUCUUGAUGAGCCUACUUCAAAGUAAAUGCCACGUCUUACCAGUAGCAUCAAGGCAGACAGAAACAUUAGCAGUUUACCUAACACACUGUACGCAUAACAGAGAGUUAUUCAGCAGCCCAGUAGGCAGAGAUAUCGGACACAAUCCGGGGAUAAUAUGGGCUGUAUACGUCUGCUGGCACUGACACUGGCCACAUCUGCAGUACUCCUGUUAGCCUCACAUUCAACCACUGCCCAUAGCCAUUCCCAUGGCGACCACGGCCACGGCCACGGCCACCAUCACCACGGCCACUCCCACGGAGAAGACGAUCAUGAAGACGUGAAGAUGUUCCACGGAGCGAGCAAGUGGAGCGCCGAGGCCAACAUCCCUCUCCAGGAAGAGGAACACCACGGGCACGCUCAUGAUCACGGGCACGCUCACGAUCACGGACACGCUCAUGAUCACGGGCACGCUCACGAUCACGGGCACGCUCACGAUCACGGACACGCUCACGAUCACGGACACGCUCACGGACAUGCUCACGGACACGCUCACGGACAUGGGCACGCUCAUCAGGAUGCGGAGGAUAUUGUUCGGGUGCACAAGGAGGAGAGUGGACACGCACACUCCCACGGAGGGGAGAGGGUGAAGAGGGAGGCAGAAGGAGAGAAAAGGGACACGGUGGAGCUGUGGACACAGGCUAUCGGAGCGACCCUGCUGAUCAGCGCGGCUCCUUUCCUCAUCCUGUUUCUGAUCCCAGUUCAGUCCAACAGCGACCAGCACCAGAACCUGCUCAAAGUGCUGCUCAGCUUCGCCUCCGGUGGACUGCUGGGAGACGCCUUCCUCCACCUCAUUCCACACGCUUUGGAGCCCCACUCUCACCACGGAGAAGAAGAUCAUGGACACUCGCACGCAAGUGAGGAGUCACGUGACCACGGCCACUCCCAUGGAGCCGCCCACGGUCACAUGAUGUCAGUGGGUUUGUGGGUUCUCGGUGGGAUCAUCGCCUUCCUGGUUGUGGAGAAGUUUGUGCGGGCCCUGAAGGGAGGCAGCGGCCACGGACAUUCCCACGGCCACUCGCAUGAUGCUCCCAAGGAGAAGGACAGUGAUGGAGAAGAAGAUAAGGAAAAGAAGAAGAAGAAAGAAAGCAAAGACAAGAAGGUGCCAAAGAAAGAGGAGACACAGGAGAAGAGCACAGACAUCAAGGUGUCGGGCUACCUCAACCUGGCAGCCGACUUCACACACAAUUUUACCGACGGCCUGGCAAUCGGAGCGUCGUUCCUGGUUGGCCCAGCGGUUGGCGCCGUCACCACGCUCACCAUCCUGCUGCACGAGGUCCCGCAUGAGAUCGGAGACUUUGCCAUCCUUGUCCAGUCCGGCUGCACCAAAAAAAAGGCCAUGUGUCUCCAGUUGCUGACUGCCCUGGGAGCUCUGGCCGGCACAGCUUGCUCCCUAUUGGCCGAGGGCGUGGGCGCGGCGGCGACCGCCUGGAUCCUGCCGUUCACGGCCGGCGGCUUUGUUUACAUCGCCACGGUCACCGUGCUGCCAGAACUGCUGGCGGGCCGCUCCAGCUUCGGCCAGUCUCUGAUGGAGAUUCUGGCGCUGCUGUUCGGGGUGGGCAUGAUGGUGCUGAUUGCCGAGUACGAGUGAGACGCAGCCGAGUGGACGCAGAGGGUGAAAAGGUCAAACGGUCGGGGGGAGAAAAGAAAGAAAAGCUGGUUUUAAAGUAGAGUUCAAGUAGACGGUUAAGUCAGGGGUGUGUUUCUCUCCUUUUUUUUAUUAAUUAUGUUUUUGGGACAAAAUCCACAUCCAUUUUUUUUUUUUUUUGGUUACUGUCUCUUUUUUGUCUUCUUAAAAAGCUGCACAGACUGAGAGCUGGAUGGAAACAACCUGAUGGGGAAAGGUUUUUCGAGGACGGCUGUGUUGUUCGUUAAGGGCCUCCCAUCAGGACUAGAGGAGAAAUCCUUUCUGUCCAGUGCCAGAAAUCACUCACCGCUUUUACCACGCGGAUCAAUCAGCUGCAGCUCUACUGCAGCGUAAACAGACGGCCAGGUUUCCUUACAGAAGUGGCUUAAAGCAGAUUCAUCUUCCAGCCAUAACACCACAUUUUCUAUCGUUUUGCAGGUGGUUGGUACAUUUCAGAGUCAGUCAGUGAAAGAGCAGAGAAAGCGAUGGACUGGCUCGGUUGUUCUCCCUGCAGUGACCUGCUCACUAACACGUGUUUAAUGUCUGUUUCAUUGGAGAAAAAUUAGUCUUAAUGUUUUACAUUCCACAAAAUAACAGUAAAUGUCGUGGCUUCUACAAAUGUACUCUCAAAUUAUUAAAGCCUUCAUGAAGGGAAAUGUUUCCUAAACAAUCUAUUGUUUAUUUCCAAUGCUAGGAUAAUACUGACAGCUGUGAUGAACAUCUCCGAUAACGCUUCAUUGUUUCCAGUGAUUACUUUUCAGCAUAUUCUCUAACAACUUAAUACUUGAAAAUGUAUUGUACUGUGAUAAUGAUAAUGUACAUGGUUGAAUGGCCUGUUUUUAUUUAGCAAGUUAAAAAUUCACAGAGCUGACCACAAGAGGGAGCAGUAGAUCCUUCAUUUUUAAGGUUUAAGAGUUUGUGUAAAGGAUACAGUAUCUGACAGAUAGAUUACACAAAGCGUGCAGCAUUAUGAAAACAUUUAACCACAUGUCAGGCAGGUUAAGUGUCACGCCCUCGCUGCUAAUGUGUUUCAUGUUGCUCUGCUUCUGUGUCAGCUUUCCCUGCACACUUUAUGCAACUUUCUGAUUGGCUUUUACAAAAGUGUUGAAUUUUAAAAAAUGAACCUUGAUUCCAUUUGUCCUGACAGACCCGGAGGAAGUCUCACGCUGCAUGAUUGAGACACAUUUGUGAUUUUGUGGGCUGUGCAAAUAAAAUUGACUUGACUUGAAAA
Messenger RNA from Etheostoma spectabile (orangethroat darter), 2912 nucleotides. Its product is annotated as zinc transporter Slc39a7. The record is from RefSeq and is a predicted model, not a curated record. The transcript is spliced from 8 exons. NCBI's taxonomy places the organism in Eukaryota, Metazoa, Chordata, Actinopteri, Perciformes, Percidae. The coding region runs from base 173 to 1645 and encodes 490 amino acids. Gene Ontology annotation, cellular component: membrane. Gene Ontology annotation, biological process: zinc ion transmembrane transport; intracellular zinc ion homeostasis. Gene Ontology annotation, molecular function: zinc ion transmembrane transporter activity.